Molecule: messenger RNA, 826 nt
Organism: Benincasa hispida (wax gourd)
Lineage: Eukaryota; Viridiplantae; Streptophyta; Magnoliopsida; Cucurbitales; Cucurbitaceae
Product: putative invertase inhibitor
Biological process (GO): negative regulation of catalytic activity
Molecular function (GO): enzyme inhibitor activity
Source: RefSeq, a predicted model, not a curated record
AAAAAACCAACACACCAUGAAAUUUGUUUCAGCCAUUUUGUUCGUCCUCUGCCUCAGCAUGGUGGCUCAGCGCCUCGACGCUGCCAGUCCGGCAGAGGACGGACUCAGCAUGAUCGAUCAUAUGUGUGCCCAGACUAACUACAAAGACCUUUGCGUCAUCUCCUUGACUUCUGACCCCAAUAGCUUCCCCGCCGAUAAGAUGGGCCUAGCCUUGGUUGCCCUCCGUUUCGCCUCCUCCAAUGCCUCCGACAUAUCAGAGAGCAUCAAGGUGAUGUUAAAUGACACGAGCCUGAACAAGCCAUCGGUACAACAAGGCCUCUUUGAUUGCCUUGACGAGUAUCUAGACGCGUCGCAACAGCUUGACGACGCUAUUGCUGCGAUUCUCGUGAAGGCCUAUGGCGACGUGGAGAAAUGGGUCGAUGCAGCAAUCGCCAGUGUGCGCACGUGCGAGAACGAGUUUGCAACAAAGCCCUCGCUGUUGGCGCCGAAGAAUGACGUGUUUAUUAAGCUAUGUGAAAUUGCAUUGUCCAUCUCCAAGGUUGCGGACACGGCGGAAGGAAAUUAAUUAUCUUGAUAAUUUCUUUUUUCUUUUAAUUAAUUUUUUCAUUUUCUAUGGAGGAGGAUUGGAGCAAAAUGGCUGGUUUAGCAAUUUUCUAUAUGGUGAAGCUUUUUAUUAUGUGCUUUUUUUUUUCUUUUUUCUUUUUUGGGUUUUUGUUUUUGUUUGAGAUGCAAUUCCUCUUUUAUGAGAUGAGGAGUUGCUAAUUGAUGUAUUAUUUGUUUGAAUGGGAGGGAGAUGUUGUAGUUGGAUGAAACCCAAAACCUUUUU